CUCAAAACUUUUGAAAUCAACGACAAUUAUGACAAAGUUAAAAGUAAAGGCUUAGCUCUCAAAGCUGCUGUAGUCGCGGAAAGAGAAGAAAGCGAUGACGAUGAAGGUCCGUUGACAGAUGAUAGUGAGCUGAAGAAAGCACUAGCUUUAAUCGCGCGAAACUAUGGGAAGAUGAGUCAAAGGCUGUACAAGAACAAAUUUGCUGGAAAAAAGGGGAACAGUUUCAGCAAGAGUGUGGUGCAGGACAAGAAAAGUAGUAUGCCACUCUCAAAAUCCGAUUCACAACGAGUCGAGAAGGAUCAAUGCAGGGAGUGUCGAGGCUUUGGACACUUCCAUUAUGAGUGUGCUAAUCUUAAGAAGAAGAAUAAGUCACUAAAGGCAACCUGGGAUGAUUCAGAUGAAGAGGGAACAGACGAACCUUCGUUGCACACAAGCAACCUGACAGUUCAUAUCUCAGUCAAGAAGUUCAUGUGUCUCACCACUUCUCAUGCUCCGACCAAUAAGUGGUAUUUGGACAGCGGCUUCUCUAGACACAUGACUGGUGAACCUUCUUACUUGAUGAACAUUCAACCCAGUUCAAAUGGGGAAGUCACAAUUGGUGAUGGAGUGAGCAAUAAGGUUAUUGGAACUGGCUGUUUAAAUUUGGGUGGAAUACCUAAACCAACUGAUGUGUUACUUGUUGAUAAGCUAAAGGCAAAUCUGUUGAGUGUGAGUCAACUUUGUGAUCAAGGCCUUAGUGUCAGUUUCGCUUGUGACAAGUGUUAUGUGAAAGACAGUGAAGGUUCUUGUGUACUUACAGGUUCUCGUUCAACAGAUAACUGUUAUCUUGUUAAUGUUAAUGAAAAAUGCCUUUUCUCAAAUGUGAGCGAACCUGAAAUAUGUCAUCAACGCCUAGGACAUAUUGGAUACUCUCACCUUGUCAAAUUGACCAAUACAGGUGUAGUCAGGGGUGUUCCAAAGAUUGCUAUGAAGGACCAGCCAAUUUGUGAACCUUGUCAACUAGGUAAGCAAACGAGGACAUCCCACUA
Molecule: messenger RNA, 1028 nt
Organism: Striga hermonthica
Lineage: Eukaryota; Viridiplantae; Streptophyta; Magnoliopsida; Lamiales; Orobanchaceae
Source: the annotation of a GenBank genome assembly